UUGUUAUGUAUUUCAGAUACCAUCUACCCUUUCCUGCUGCUGUUAAUCCCAUUAGAAGUGGUGCUUAUGAUGGUCUGUAUGCGGAGCUGUUGUCGGUCCUUGCAAAACGAAACUCCCAGAACAUAUAUCACAAACCCGUUUAGGUUAUUUCAAAGAAGAGCAGAACGUCAAAAUCAGAAUUCCUCUGAAAAUAUCUUGGAGAUGAUUCGGCAAAGUGACCUGGACGACAUGGUGUGCUCUUUGUAUUUCGACCAACGCUAUCAGCUUCACGAGCCACUGACAGAGAGUCUAAAACAGAAUGUGCCGAACUUGAGGGUGGAACAUUGCUACGUGGAACGACCCAGUGACAUCCUAUCAAUCCCACGAGCAAAGACCUACCUGCUGUUUGUUGACCUCAAACAAAAGAAUGGCAUUGACCCCAUCAAGGGCACUAACAAUCUGAAGAUUUUUCUGCUGAAUGGUGUACAGCGCAUGGGUGCUGAUGUGUUCCUGGUGAUGACAGGUGACAAAAACUCUGACCAGUUAGAAGGAAGCACGACCCUUUAUCACCAGAGCCUGAAAUUCCUGCGGAGUCAUCGAGAUGUCUUGUGUUUGAUCUCAGCGAAACGUGUCCUUAGUGUCAACGAAACAUGGACAUCUCACCAACUGGAGCAUGUCUCUCGGACGAUCAGCGUGUGGCACGACAUUGAAUGAAGUGUACAGAUGUCUUGGUCAACUGCUGUAUGCAUAUUUGUGUGUGUGUCUGCGUGUCUAUCUAUCUGUGUGUGCAUAUGACAGAGAUACAUACAAAUAAUAGAGAGGCUGGUGUUUGUUGUUGUUGUUGUUGGUGGUGGUGUUAGUAUUCUUGGGAAGCCUCUGAUCCAGCAAAUCUAUGAUCAACAUAUUCCAGCCAGGACAAUGUCAUCUUCUAUUCAGGCAUAUCUGGGGACUACAUUAUCUAAUAUGUCCACCAUUUUGUUGUUUUCUCCAACAGAUACUAUGUUCAUAAAUGUUCCUGCCAUGACCAUCCCAUCUUUUCAUAUAUAGCAUAGCAAUAUCUCUGAGUACAUUUUGUAUAUAUUACAUAUAUAUAUAUAUAUAUAUAUAUAUAUAUAUUGAAGAGACUGGAGUCAAUGAGUAUGGUUAGACAGUUAUUUAUUAUUCACAACAAUGUAGUUCUCUAAGAAGACCAUGGGUCUAUCAGCCGCUACUUAAUUCAAACCACGAUGAACAGAGAAGAUGGCCUUGAAGUCGACGAUUUUAAACUAACGGAGACAACACUCAUAUAUCGCCUGAGGAAACGCAUUUAGAUUUCAUUACGGAAACAAACAGUUGCAUAAUCAAAUACCUGUGUUCUGGAAGAACUACGUUGCAUUGAAACAAUUGUAGUGAAUAAUAAUAAAAAUAUGUCCAACCGUACUCCUUCUUCUCGACUCCAAUCUCUUCAAUUUUACAUUCACACAUGACAAAUGCUCAAACACAAACUUCUAUAUAAUAAUACUAUCGGAUAGUACUGGAUGAUUCUGUAAGUGGAUGAGCUUUAUACUGUGCUCUACCACAUUCCUAAUGGAAUACAACGUGUGUAUGCAUGUAUGUAUAUAUGUGUGUGUGUUGAUACUGUAUGUAUAUAUAUAUAUGUACCUUAAGAACUUUCUCUCAGACAAUUGCCGGAGUGAAUGUCCAAUGCCUGCCUCCAGCAUGACCGUGGCCGAGAUAGCUUAUGUCCUAGAAAUAGUCGAUGAUAUGAAACUCAUAGCUGUACAGACUGGUUCGGUGAGUUCAGUUGGCUUCUUAAAUAUCAUGUCACCAGUGGAGCCCCUUCGUAGGAUUUUCGAGCGAGAUCGUU
This is a messenger RNA of Octopus bimaculoides (California two-spot octopus), 1825 nucleotides long. RefSeq lists its product as uncharacterized. Lineage: Eukaryota; Metazoa; Mollusca; Cephalopoda; Octopoda; Octopodidae. The record is from RefSeq and is a predicted model, not a curated record.